AUGUCUUCAGUUGCUCCGACUAAAUCCCCAGACUGGUGGAAGUGGUACGCUGCUGAUGUGCAACGCAAAGCAGGAGCUACGAGAUCUUCUGACCACAAGAUUUUGCAGAAUAAGGAUGCUGCUGCAAAUUUACUAGCUGGAUGA
Molecule: messenger RNA, 144 nt
Organism: Sclerotinia sclerotiorum 1980 UF-70
Lineage: Eukaryota; Fungi; Ascomycota; Leotiomycetes; Helotiales; Sclerotiniaceae
Exons: 1
Coding region: 1-144 (47 amino acids)
Source: RefSeq, a predicted model, not a curated record